Molecule: messenger RNA, 2560 nt
Organism: Grammomys surdaster
Lineage: Eukaryota; Metazoa; Chordata; Mammalia; Rodentia; Muridae
Gene: Mreg
Product: melanoregulin
Exons: 5
Coding region: 247-876 (209 amino acids)
Biological process (GO): melanocyte differentiation; melanosome transport
Cellular component (GO): melanosome
Source: RefSeq, a predicted model, not a curated record
UUUCAUUCGCUUCAGAGGAAAGCGAGGUACGAGUAGGUUUCCUGAGGAGCCGAGGAUUGGUUCCGAGUCAGGCGGUCGGGUCUGCGUCGGUGGCGCUUCCCCGAGUCCUGAGGCUGUAUGUGACUUGACACCGUGUUCUCUCCUUUCUCACUUGGCCAUUUAACGACCGAAGGCCUUUCCUGCGCCCAUCACAAGCGCGAUCCCGGGAUGUUAUGUCGCCCAGGCAUUCGUAGCUAAUUCAGCUCUAUGACUGUCUUAUUGCAAUCGACGCUCUCUUUUGACUGUAGUAUCAUCCGGACUUCUCUCAGUGCGGCAGCCCUUAUCAGUGAUAACAAUCCAUAUUCCUCUUUUGGAGCAACUCUGGAGAGGGAUGAUGAAAAGAAUUUAUGGAGCAUGCCUCAUGACGUGUCUCACACAGAGGCAGAUGAUGACAGGAUCUUGUAUAAUCUGAUAGUCAUUCGUAAUCAGCAGACCAAAGACUCAGAGGAGUGGCAAAGACUCAACUAUGAUAUCUACACCCUGCGGCAGAUCCGCAGGGAAGUGAGGAACAGAUGGAGACGGAUCUUAGAAGAUUUGGGCUUUCAAAGGGAAGCUGACUCUUUGUUGUCAGUGACCAAACUCAGCACCAUGAGUGAUUCUAAAAACACGAGGAAAGCCCGAGAGAUGCUGUUAAAACUGGCUGAAGAGACCUCUAUCUUCCCGGCCAGCUGGGAGCUCUCCGAGAGGUAUCUCUUGAUUGUGGACCGGCUCAUUGCUCUUGAUGCUGCUGAGGACUUCUUUAAGAUUGCUAGCCAAAUGUACCCCAAGAAACCUGGGGUCCCGUGCCUGGUAGACUGCCAGAGAAAACUGCACUACCCUCCAUUUCCAAGUCCGUAAAGGGAGGCUCAGAAGAGUAGAGGCUUUUUACCGUGACACAGGAAUUUACCAAAGUUGCACUGCUGCCUGCGGUUUCGAGUGAGCCAGUCAAACACUAUUGUGAAUUCUACAAAAUGGAAGGUCUUCUUCAGGACCUUCACCUAAGGAUGCUCUGGCUGCAUUAAAACACCUGGUGGCCACCAUGCAUCCAGAAUGGAAGUUAAAGAGUUGGUGGGUGGGUAGUUCUUUCUGGAUAGUCAAGUUCCAAGAAGUCACGGGCUCAUUGGUUAUAUAAGCUACAGUCGUUCCUUCUGUGGAGGACUGGUGUUUUCUACUCAGCACAACAGUAUGAUGAAUAGAGAAGGGUGUAACAGAGCCCUCAAUUACAUCACCAACUUCAAGGUAAUCAUUAUUAAGUGUAAUACUAGACAAGGUGCCCCAGAUUCCAUAAAACCCUAGGCCUUGUGUGACCUCUCUUUGAUUCAGAAACAUCUGCAGCAGCUGAGAUGCUGUUUGGGGCAUUCCUUUGAGCAUCAGGCAUGGUUAUUUAGAAGUAUAGGUGAGCCAGACAAUAGAGGUGUGUAGACGUGCAGCCCAGAUAGCACAACUUCCUGUAGCUAAGUGUCUUCAUCUGUGACUCGAGUACCCUGAAUCCUCGGCAAAUCCCCAGCACUGAAGUUACCCAAUUGCCUCCAUUUUUUUUUAACACGUUGUCCAUUUCUGAUCCAAAAGCCCUUAACAUUUUUAUGAAAAAUAGCAUCUGUAAACUGGAAUAUUUGGCCUCUACUUCCUGUCUUGAAUCUGUGUUCUGAUUAUCAGCUGAGGGUUGCAGCUGCCCAGGGACCUUUUUGUGCAGACUUGUAGAUAUGCAGGCAGUGGCAUAUGCUGACAGUGCUCACUGCUGGGUCUUCACUGUGAAGGUGAUUUUUCAGAAUGGAGAUAUGCUAACAGUACAGCUUGCACACAGAAUGAGAGCCAUGUUUCCCAAGCUCAUAAGCAAGGAGCUUGCCAAGAGAUCGUGGUUCGUUUUGUUGAAAAGCCUUUAAAGACCUGUGGGAUUUAUCUGUAGACUUCUGAGAACAAUAGAAAUAUUUUUAUUUUUUAAUAAUUUUGCACUUCUGACGUCAGGUGGAAAAUAAAUUUGUAUUAGUCUGUUCAGGGGAUUGUGACUUGAAAAAUUUCAUAUCCUAAAGAAGGUUUUUUUUUUUUUGGUUUUGGUUUUGUUUUGCGUGUAUCCUCCAUGUUUAAAAUAUUUACCAGGAAACACAUGCCCCCCAUUCAUUAAUAUAUUGUAGACUAGUUUCCUGAAUUUCAGAAAAAUUCUUCCUAGUUUAAUAAGUAAGGUAAAAGUUUUAUUUUAUUUUUUUAAGUAUUUAGUGCUUAUCCUCUACUUCAUAUUGUUUAAAAUUAGCCUGCAAAUAUUUUCAGUCACAUCUGUGGGCUAUCAGAAGAUAAACAAUAAAAUAAACAAAAAAAAUCUUAGAAUGCUGUAUUUUAAUCUCUCAGAAUUUGCUGUGACUUUUGUCUUCUUUGAUGUCAAAGUAGAUGAAAUUGUCUGUGUCUGUGAAUUGUAAACCAUUCACCAUAGUUUUUAUUUUUUGGUAACAAGUAAGGAUGAAAGUAUCUCUGUGGUAACUGAAAUACAUGCAAUCACCCCAGGAGAUGUUUCCCCAAGGAAUUAAAAGAUUUCUUUGUGUGCCUUUAA